This is a messenger RNA of Sclerotinia borealis F-4128, 507 nucleotides long. NCBI's taxonomy places the organism in Eukaryota, Fungi, Ascomycota, Leotiomycetes, Helotiales, Sclerotiniaceae. The record is from the annotation of a GenBank genome assembly.
AUGUCCGAAGUAAGCCUAAAGCUCGGUGAUUCAUUGCCAGAGGGCAUUAAAUUCGGCUGGAUCGCACCCACGCCCGAGAAUGAAGAUAUCAAAGCAUGCGGCAUGCCAAUUACCUACCACGCAUCCAAAGAAUGGGCCAACAAGAAAGUCGUCAUCUUUUCCCUUCCCGGUGCCUUCACCCCCACGUGCAGUGUAUCGCAUCUACCAGGCUACAUAACCAAUCUCCCUGCUCUGCGCGCGAAGGGUGUUGAUAUCGUUGCUACUAUUGCUUAUAAUGAUCCUUUCGUCAUGAGUGCAUGGGGAAAAGCUAAUGGGAUUCAUAAUGAAGAUAUUCUAUUCCUCUCCGACAACGAAUGCGCUUUCUCUAAACUGCUCGGAUGGACCGCGGGCGAACGUACUGGUCGCUAUGCGUUGAUUAUUGAUAAUGGGAAGAUUGUGUAUGCGGAGAAGGAGCCGGGAAGAGAAGUGACGGUUUCUGGGGCCGAGGCGGUUUUGAACAAGUUGUAG